GAGGAGCCUGGGAGGUGUCCCCUUCUGUUGCCAAAGAAACCCCUUCCAGAAUGGACCUCGUGAAUGAGCUGCCUAGGAGGGUUCUCUUCCUGGUGUCUCUACUUUUCCAGCUCCAAGGUAUUUAUGGGCUCACGGUGCAGGAGGAAGAUUUCCGAUUUUGUGCUACGAGAAACCACACUCAGAAAAGCUCCAUCUAUUAUAAAAAGCAUGGAAACUUCAUCAGCAUUGAAAACCAUCCCCAUGGACUGUACAUAAGUGCGCCGUUCCUUCCAGAAGAUGGGAAUUAUUAUCUGAAAGAUCGCAAUGGACUUUACCGCUUUUGUGUUUAUGGGCAACAGGCAACUGGUCUUUUCAGGCUACACUAUGGAAACAGAAUCUACAACUUGAGUACCGAGGCCAAAGGUUUCCUCUGCUCUUCCAAUGUGAGUGGAAACUCCAGUCAAGGGAGUGGAAAGCCCAGUUCUGUUCUUCACAGCGUCUCCUAUGCCUAUAACAAGGGAUCCCGCAACCAGUCGCUUCCAGACUCCUCUGCCUACAAGAUCAUCUUCCAUGAGUCUGGAAGUGCGGACAAAAAAAGCUCUCUCCAAGUGUGUGAAGUGGAAAAAGAACUUGAGGACUUAGCAGUUGCCCUGGAAUAUCCUAUAUCUGGCAGGAGAAACAAUUCUGGGACCUUCUACCACUACCUGCAGCGUUUGGAUACAUACUUGGGGAAAAUGGACUUCAAGGAAGAGAGCAGGACUCUGGGGAAGGGCCGGAGGUUGCGUGCGAGUGUCUGGAAUGUUCUACCCCACAAGGCCUCUCUAGGCUUGGCCAUCCAUUCUAAACCAGAGGAGAACAAAGAGGUCCGAGGCAUUGAUGUGACUCUGCCAAGUAUCCUCUUUGCAACUACGCCUAGAGGCCGUAAGCAAGCCAAUCCGAAGGUAGUCUUUAUGGAAGUCAGCAGCCAGAACCAGACCCUCUUCCAGCCUCACCAAAAUUCCGGAUCGAUCCUUGGUGAAGUGGUGUUUGGCAUCUCUGUGGCAGACAGACAAGUCUCUGGUUUGCCCAAGGAGCAGCGGGUGGCUCUCACGUUCUGGCACAACCGGCUUCUGAAAAAUGCAACUCCACAGUGUGUGUUCUGGGAUACAAGCUCUAAUGCUGGCCAAGCUGGCUUCUGGAACACGUCUGGCUCCGAAGUGAAAGCAGGACGGAAUCACACGAUCUGCCUUUGGGACCAUCUCACCUUCUUUGCGGUGCUGAUGACGUCCUCCCCGGAUCUUGACCACAUUCACCAAAACUACCUGACAGUGAUCACCUAUUUUGGCUGCGUCAUUUCAGCUCUGGCGUCGUUCUUCACAGUCUGCUAUUUCCUUUGCUCCAGGAAAAACGAGAGGGACAGUAUUGUCCAUAUCCACAUGAACCUCCUCUGGGCCAUCUUCCUCCUUGACGUCAGCUUCCUCAUCGCAGUGCCCCUGUCCGCUACCGAAAAUGACGUGGCUUGUAAGGCAGGCGCCAUGUUCCUGCACUUUGGCCUGCUCGCUUGCCUGACCUGGAUGGGGAUUGAGGGCUACAGCCUCUACCGGCUCGUGAUUGAGGUCUUCGAUUUCUCCACCAGGAACUUCCUCCUCAAGCUGUGCCUGGUGGGCUGGGGGCUUCCCCUGUUCCUUGUGACUAUGAUCCUUGCAGUUGAUCAGUCAAGCUAUGGACCAUACUCGAUUAAAGUGUACGAGACUUCGGAUAGAUACACCAAUGCAACCAUCUGCUGGAUAACAAACAAGCAUAUUAACAGCAUCCUGAAUUUGGGAUAUCUAAGCUUGGUGCUCCUCUUCAAUAUCAUCAUGCUGGCUGCUAUGGUGCGAGUGAUCCUCAAACUGAGGCACUGGGAUUACCGCCAGUGGCAGUAUGCAGUGAUGCUCUUGGGACUGAGCUGUGUGCUCGGCAUCCCUUGGGGGCUGGCCUUUUUCUCAUUCACUUUUGGAACCUUCAAGCUGGUGUCCCUCUACCUCUUCACCAUCAUCAACUCCUUCCAAGGCUUCCUCAUCUUCCUUUGGUACUUGGCGAAGAUCGUGCAGGCUCGACGGUCUGCCUCAGCACAGUUGAUGUCUUCUAACAGCGGGAAGCUCCAUUCCAGCAGCAGCAUGCUGUGACCUUGAGGCUGUGCCCAUGAACUCCUUGAACCUCCUCACAGAGGAGGCCUGUAUAUAUGUAUCAUCGCUUACACGGGGGCAGGGCAGGCUCUUGCAGCCUGAAGUAAUAUAUUUGUGACGUCUUUAUUUCUAGUGUACAGAGGUCUCAGUUUUUGUAAAUGGUGUGUGUGUGUUUCUAAGCGCUGAAAAUUUUAAAAAGUCUCCUUCAGGAUUGCUGUGAAAUGCAUUCCUUGCUUGCACCUGAAAUAAACAUUGGCAACGUGUUGUC
Gekko japonicus is the source of this 2394-nucleotide messenger RNA. RefSeq names its product adhesion G protein-coupled receptor G1 (gene ADGRG1). Gene Ontology annotation, biological process: cell surface receptor signaling pathway; adenylate cyclase-activating G protein-coupled receptor signaling pathway. The record is from RefSeq and is a predicted model, not a curated record. Gene Ontology annotation, cellular component: membrane. Gene Ontology annotation, molecular function: heparin binding; G protein-coupled receptor activity. Lineage: Eukaryota; Metazoa; Chordata; Lepidosauria; Squamata; Gekkonidae. The transcript has 13 exons. The coding region runs from base 51 to 2126 and encodes 691 amino acids.